AUGGCGAGCUCGCUUCUCACCUCGACGCCACUGUCCUCAUCUUUCUUACCUGUUCCUCGGAAGCUGUCGGUUCAUCAUGGCCAUUAUCAGAGCCAAAGAACUCUCUGGUUCGGUCGGAAUCAAUCGUCUCUGUGUGUUCGCGCAGCUAAACUCCCUCAAGGGGUGAUAGUGCCAAAAGUGGAACCCAAGUUUGAACCAGCGUUUCUGGGAUUCACAUUUACAGCUGAGAUAUGGAACUCCAGAGCUUGUAUGAUUGGUCUCAUCGGCACCUUCGUUGUUGAGCUUAUUUUGAACAAAGGAAUACUUCAAAUAAUUGGUGUUGAUGUUGGAAAAGGGCUCGAUCUUCCUCUCUGAUUUUGUUAUUGUUCAAUCUGCUUUUACAAACUUCUUUUUCUGGUUUCUUAUGGAAUCCAAGAAUCUACAAGUUAUAUAAGUUUCAGCAUUGCAUAUAACACAUACUGAGAGAACUGUCUGAUUCUUAUAAGAGAUUAUAAAAGCUUUUGAUAAUCUUACAAAGAUGUAUUUUCACCUGUUAAUUGUCAUGUAUAAUUUUUGAGUUAUGUA
Messenger RNA from Raphanus sativus (radish), 564 nucleotides. Its product is annotated as light-harvesting complex-like protein OHP1, chloroplastic. Lineage: Eukaryota; Viridiplantae; Streptophyta; Magnoliopsida; Brassicales; Brassicaceae. The transcript has 3 exons. The record is from RefSeq and is a predicted model, not a curated record. Bases 1 to 354 code for a protein of 117 amino acids.